Trichoderma virens Gv29-8 is the source of this 1494-nucleotide messenger RNA. RefSeq lists its product as uncharacterized. Bases 229 to 1227 code for a protein of 332 amino acids. Lineage: Eukaryota; Fungi; Ascomycota; Sordariomycetes; Hypocreales; Hypocreaceae. The transcript is spliced from 4 exons. The record is from RefSeq and is a predicted model, not a curated record.
CUGAAGCAAAUCCUGUGCAUCCUUUCAGCAGCCAUUCUUUUGCAGCCUUUGCCAUCGCCGUUGUGAGGGUAGACUUGAGCAUCGCUGUCCUGUCGUCCGUCCGUCUUUACCUGUCUGGUCUUUUUUUGCUGGCAUCUGUACCUAUCUCUAGCUGCCUCCGUCUCUUGACAUCGCCACCCCUGGUUGUCUUCUCUCCCCUCCGUCUCGCCGCCUUUGUCCGCCGUCACGAUGCAUCCGCCUCGGUCGUCAGCGCUGCUGCUGUCGUUUCUCCUGGCGCCGUUGCACGCGGCGUCGAUGCUGAGCUGCGACAAGAUCCGGGUCGACGGCCACAACUUUGACCUGUCGCCGCUUGGGGGCCCGCACUCGGUGGUGACGUCGCGAUUCGAGUCGAGCACGGGAGCUCACUCCAACACUACGUAUACGGUGGACAUUUGCCAGCCCUUGAAGAAGAGCGGAAAGGCAAAGUCGAAGGAGGAGUGCCCCAAUGGAACAAGAGUCUGUGCCAUUACCCGGUUCCUCAAAGGCGACCAAGACUCGGUCACAAAAGUCGUCGCCAUCGCGGGCGGACUGGAAAACGCUGGCGGAUCGCAAUUCGAGUACGAGGCGACGAGGCUCAAGAACAGCGACUCAAACUCGGACUCUCAGAAGGAGGGCCUUCGACUGGUCCUCAAGGGCGGAAAACACCCUCUCACCGGGCCAGUCUCCGAGCGAAGGGACCAGAAAGCCGUCAUCGAGUUCCUGUGCGACCCGGAAAAGACUGGCACCGAGGGCGAGUGGGCUUCUGAGGAUGACGGAGAUGAUGGCGACAAGAAAGAUGACGGAAAGGAGGACUCGGCCAUCGAGCACCAGCUGAAAAACGACAACGCCGCUCUCAUCUGGGAGGAUUAUGCUAAAGAGAAGGACUUGGACGUGUUGCGGCUGACUUGGUACACCAAGUAUGCGUGUGAGAAGCGUGAUGGUGGAAAGGGUGAUGGCCACGAGCCCAGCGACUCGAGCGCAAGCUGGGGCUUCUUUACUUGGUUUGUGAUCAUCGUCUUCCUUGGCAUCGCGGCAUACCUGAUCUUCGGCUCUUGGCUCAACUACAACCGGUACGGCGCUCGCGGGUGGGACCUCCUCCCCCACGGCGACACCCUGCGCGACAUUCCCUAUCUCCUCAAGGACUGGACGCGCCGGGUUCUGAACACGGUCCAGGGCGCUGGCAGUCGCGGAGGCUAUAGCGCCGUCUGAGCGAUAAAAGAUUCAUUUUCACGGCCCAGGGGUGAAUGGACGGGAUAGGUGGGAUACGACACGAAGGCUGCGACAGGGUUAUACAAUGCACAAUGCUUGGGGCUCUUGGUAAUUCAUUUUUCUUUUCCUAAUCCCCUUGUCAUUUUGGCAAGGCGGCGUUCUGGUUGCAUACUAAGACUCGUUGCGUUUUGUUUGGGCGGUAUUUGUAGAGACUGUAUUUAUUUUUGGGUUCUACUAUUGAUAAUCCCAUACAAUAUGUUUACCGCU